AUGUAUUGGCGAAAUACGUGGUGGGAAGGUAAAAUUUAUCCUUCUUGUGAAGAUAUUACGUUAAGUGAAGGUAUGCUUGUUUCACAUAAUUAUGACGCUCCCGUUCAAUAUAUUCAACAAGCUAUUUACAGACAAAUAUGUUAUGAAAAUAGUAUACCAGUAUUAAAUACAAAUGUUGGAUUAGUUAUUGAUAAAUUUUCUCAACCAUUACCUUUAGUAGCUGAAAGUUGGGUUCAAUUUACAAGACAUUCAAUUAGAGGUACUUUUAAUUAUAGUGUUGUUUCUAUAAUUUAUGCAAUAAGUGUAUCGGCAGUUAUAAUAUGGUUUUUGACUAUUUUUGUUUUAACAAAUUAUACGGUAAAACCAACUUGGUUAUUAAAAAUGUCUACUUUAUUAUCAACAGUUUAUAUUGCUGUUGUUGUUAUAAAAUCAAUUAUUAUUUUACAUAUUCAACAAAGAGAAGGUUAUUUACAUGGUGCUAAAUUGUUAGAUGAGAUUAAUAGUAAUAAAGCUGUUAAUAUUAUAGAUUUGAUUGUGGUUUUAUUAUUACAAAUAAAUCAAGUACAAGUUAUCAUGAGAAUAUUUCAAAGACAAAAAGAUAAAAGAUUAACAUUUUUCGUUGGUUUAAUUGCAUCAUUAACUUCACAGGUAAUUUGGGGAGUUUCACAAUUUUAUUUCUUUGAUGAAAAUAAUGAAGCUGGUGAUAUUUUACCAGCAUUUAUUUAUUUGGUUAGAAUUGCAAUGGCUUUAUGUUAUGCAGCUAUUAUUACAGUUUACUUUAUCAGUAAAAUUAAAAUAAUAGUAGCUAAUAAAAAGAUUUGGCUUUUAACUUUAUUAACAUUUAUAUUAAUUUACCUGCCUGUUGCUUUUUUUAUUGCUGAUGUUUCCAAUGCAUUUGUUUACGAAUUAAGUGAAAUAUUCUCAGUUGUUAAUUAUGUCAUUGGGGUAGUUAUACCAUGGGAAUGGUGUAAUAAAUUUAAUUUAAUUAUGAAAAAGCGUGAGAAAGAAGGGGUGUUAGGUAGAAGAUUUUAUGAAGAUGAACUAUACGAGCUCGAUAGAUUUGAAUUAUUUGUUAAACAAGAUGAAGAAAAUCACAGCAGCAAUGACGACGAUGAUGAUAAUACUUCAACUCCAAAGGAAACUGAUCUUAGUAAUAAAUUCUUAAGUACAGUUGAACGAACUAAACAUGCAUUUUUAGCUUUAACAGAUACAAUUAUUGCUGCUGGUUUUGCAAUUCCUAGAUCUGUUUCUGUUUCAACUCAAUCAUUAAAAAAUAAAAGAGAUGAAGAAUUUAACAAUCAAGAAACAAAUCAACAUUUAAACAAAAUUGAUAAUGCAACUAUGAAUCAAUUGGUUAAUACUGAUUCUAGUACUGUUGCCACAUCAGAAAAUAAUGUCACAUCAAUUAAUACUCAUAGUCGAAAUAGAAGAAAUGUUUAUGUUUAUGCUAGAAAAGAAGUAGUUUUAGAAGAUAGUUCAAGUGAAAGUUAA
Molecule: messenger RNA, 1491 nt
Organism: Insectozyma verbasci
Lineage: Eukaryota; Fungi; Ascomycota; Pichiomycetes; Serinales; Debaryomycetaceae
Source: the annotation of a GenBank genome assembly